Messenger RNA from Penaeus indicus, 3006 nucleotides. It is a transcript of the gene mrj, whose product is annotated as dnaJ homolog subfamily B member 6-like. The record is from RefSeq and is a predicted model, not a curated record. The transcript has 3 exons. The coding region runs from base 145 to 936 and encodes 263 amino acids. NCBI's taxonomy places the organism in Eukaryota, Metazoa, Arthropoda, Malacostraca, Decapoda, Penaeidae. Gene Ontology annotation, molecular function: Hsp70 protein binding.
UAUUUUUAGUAUUGCCAUUAUUUUCAUUCCGAAAUUAUAAUUAUCGUGAUACUAUUUAAAGGGCAAAUACGUCAGACUGUGUUACCCAUUUUGUGUAAUUGUGUGUGUGAAGUACUUUGCAAGAAGCGAAGAUCACAUUCCACAAUGGUGGAUUACUACAAAGUCCUUGAAUUGAACCGGAGUGCUUCCCAGGCGGACAUCAAGAAGGCAUAUCGUCGUCUGGCACUCAAAUGGCACCCUGACAAAAAUCCAGACAACCAAGAUGAGGCAACCAAAAAGUUCAAGGAAAUAUCAGAAGCUUAUGAAGUAUUAAGUGAUGAAAAGAAAAAGAAGAUUUAUGACCAAUUUGGCAAAGAAGGACUUCAAACAGGAGGUGGACCUGGACCUACAAGGCCUCGCACAUCCCGCUCAGCACGUCAUCAUGGCCACUAUCGCUAUGACGAUGAUUUCGACUACACCUUCCCAACGUUCACUUUCAGAGACCCUGAAGAAGUGUUUAGAGAAUUCUUCGGUGGCGAUCCCUUUGCAGAAUUGUUCAGCUUUGACCCCUUUGACAACCACAGUCGGCGCCGUCGGCAAGGCAGACACAGAGGAAGUUCAGAUCCUUCUCUCUCACAUCAUCUCAGCCAUCCAAAUUCCAUCAGCAGCAAUUUCUUCAAUCCUUUCGGCACACUUUUUGGGGCAGGGAUGUUCUCACCUUUCUCAGAUUUUGACACUCUUGGUGGUGGCGGCUUUACCUCAUUUUCCUCGCAGUCCUUUGCCACAGUUGGGGGCCCUGGCAUGAAACGCACUUCCACCUCAACAAAAUUCAUUAACGGCAAGAAAAUUACCACCAAGAAGGUUUCAGAGGGUGGCCAAGAAACUGUCAUGACCUUUGAAAAUGAUGUACUCAAAUCCAAAACAGUUAAUGGUGUACCGCAAGCCUUAUCUUACUAGGAUGAAAGUCAAUUUUGCAGAAGACUGUGAAGUGUUUUGUGGAGACAGUCUAACCUUCAAGAGAGGUUAGAACAUUCUUGACUGUUUUGCUGACAAAGCUAACAUUUUGUGUUUUGCUGUUAUAGUAAGAAUGAUUACAUUGUGUACAUGAUGUGUAAAAUGAAGUGAAAGGAUGUAAAGUUUAUGUUCAGUGUAUUUAAGUUAUUAAUGAUUAUCACUAUGAUUUAUUUUUGCAUAGCUGCUGUACACCUCAAAAAAUUGCUGUAUCAUUUUAUUUUUUCUUUCUUUCUUUUUGUUUUUUCCUUUUUCCCCACUUUCAAAAACUGUACUUACAAAGGUAAUAGACGUAUGAGGAUGAUCUUUAACUAUUAGAUAUGGCUAAGCACAAUUAGCUUACAGAAAAGUGUGGUACAAAAUAACUGCACUAGACUAAUAUAUACUUAUAGGCUCUUAGAUUUGGUUGUGUGUUACUGAGCUUUAGCUCUUUGGCUAGGUUAUAAAAGCCUUUUUGAUUUAUUGGUUUAUUUAUUUAUUUUUCUUUAUCCAGAGUACUUUUUUAUUUCAGUAUUAUGUAUAAAGGAUUAGUCUCAACUAGUCUGCCACACUUAUGGAUAGAAUUUGUUUUGGUUGAUUAAAAGGCAUGAUAGUGACUUAGCCCAUUGGAUGUUUGUAAUCAGAAUGGACAACCAAUUUUUGAGAACCAAUGAGUGAAAGGUACUGAAAGUUUAUGUAUCUAAAAUUAUGAGAUUCUUACAGUCAGAAAGUGCUUUCCAUAUAUUCCUUGGAUAUGAACCCUCCUUUUUUCCAUCAUUAAAUGCUUGUGAGGGGAAUAUUUUUUGAAGACUUGAUGUUAGAUAAGUGUAUGCAAUUUUAGUGUUUGAUAGAUGUCGACUGGGGACAAGAUCACAUUGAAGCAAGAUAUUUUGCCCUGAGAAAAAAAGAUGAUUCUGUGGUUUCCAAGAAAUACAGCAGAGUCAUUUUUAUUUUUCUAUAAUGACAGCCACACUAUUUUGUGGAGAAGCAGAAGGGGUGCAGGAGACUUCUCUAAAGGUGUCCUCACAGUUCAUAGUGUGGCUUGCCCAAGUUUCUUUAAAUUGAUAGCAUCAUGUACAUACUGCAAGCUUUACUAGAUUUCAGGAAGUAUAGCUUUAGAUUGCAUUGAAACAGUCCUCAAAGCUGGCCUUUCACUUUUAGUAGCUUGUCAGUAUUUGUUUAAGGAAUACUGGCAUUGCUAGUCACACUAGGUAACUGGUUUACUAAGAUUUCCAUGGGGCAUCUGAAAAUUAAUUACCAGCUUGCCUCUUAUCGAUUCAUGUGGUUUGUUUGUUUAUUUAAUUGUCAUACAUCUUCAAUCAGUAGUUUGUCUUUUCUCGUGGCUUGCUUUAAAACAACAGAAGUACUAAAAAUUAUUUCAAAGGCACAAGUUCAUUGAUUAGAACAGUGUAAUAUUAGAAACACAAAUAUUAAAUAAGGUUUGAAAAUGUGGCAUCCACAAUAACAACUUCUCAUCGUUAUUAAGCACAUGUUUCGUGAAUUGUCAUACAAAAAGAUUACUUUGAAAUGUGAUAUUUUCUUUUAAUAUUUGUUUCCAAUUUCUCUUUAGUAGAGAAAACUAAUAUUAGUCAUAUUAAUAGCUUUCCCAUUCUUAGUAACCAUGAGAUAUGACAAAAGAGUAUCGUCAAUGUUUAAGUUAGUUGAUAGUAGUCUGCUUCAAAGUGUAAAAAUUACCUGCAUUGUACACCAGUAAUAGUAUUGUAGGGCUGCGUAUGUAAGGUUGUAGUGUUCUGGGUUGGAGAUCUUGGCGUACAGACUUUAGGAGGGUAGAUAACUGUUCAGAAUUUAAGUAUCAUUUGUGUAAUUCAUAGAUGAAUUUUCAUUAUUUUUUUGUUAUUAUUAUGAUGUUAUUGUUGUUAUGAUUAUUAUUUUUAUUUUAUUUUAUUUUUUUCAUAGUAAAGACUUUUGUUGUAGGUUUUUAGAUGUAUGGAUUUACUGUUACGAUAUAUAUGGUGGAACUUCGCUGAAUUGAAAUUUUAUGAAUAAAGGAAGUUUUCAUUUUGGUAGAUGAAAUAG